UUUAAAGAUUCCAGGAUUAUAAUUCCAGAAAAGCUUCAAGGAGAAAUAUUGAACAGGUUACACGAAGGCCAUCUUGGAAUAACAAAGUGUCGAGCCCGAGCUCGAGAGUCUGUUUGGUGGCCAGGCUUAUCGGCGAACAUUGAGAAAUUGAUUGCGAACUGCUCAAUAUGCAUCCAAUACCAAAAGUAUCAUAAAGAGCCUCUUAUCCCAAGCGAAUUUCCUGAGAGACCUUGGCAAAUUGUAGGGGUAGAUCUUCUAAAACUAAAAAGCCAUUGGUAUCUCAUAAUGGCUGACUACUUUUCAAGAUAUUUUGAAGUUGCCAGAUUGGAGGAAUUGUCGUCGUCGUCAGUAAUUAACCACAUGAAAUCAAUUUUCGCAAGACAUGGAAUUCCAGAGGUUGUACGAAGUGACAAUGGCACCCAAUUUUCCCAGGUUGUCGACUCUGAAUACCGUAAAUUUGCAGAAAAGUAUAAAUUUUCAAGUAUAACUUCUAGUCCGAGAUACCCUCAAAGCAAUGGAUUCAUUGAAUCAAUGGUGAAAAAUUUCAAAAGUCAUUACUUGAAAUCUGAGUCGCAGGAUCAUUAUUUGAUGCUUCUAGCAAUGAGAUCUACGCCAUUAGAGAAUGGCUAUAGUCCGGCAGAACUGCUAAUGAGCCGAAAAUUGAGAACACCGUUGCCAUCAAAUAAUCACCAAUUGAUACCUCGUUUGGUUGAUUUCGCUUCAGUAAGGAGGAAGGAAAAAGGGAAGACAGAUAAACAGAAAACCUAUUUUGAUCGACGCCACGGUGUAAGAACUCUUCCACGGUUGAAGUUAGGACAGCCAGUCUGGGUGUCAGAUAUGCGAACAUAUGGAAAGGUGAAGGAGGCUCACCAUACUCCACGAUCUUACAUUAUCGAAACUCCAAGAGGCACGUUCCGCAGGAACAGAAUACAUUUACACCCAUUGUGUAUUCCCCAGACAGUCUCCUAGGAAGAUGAACCGCAGAUCGUCGAUGAGGAGAAAUCGACUGGAUCAUCCAACCAGAAUACUCCCGUGGAAGAAAUUCCCAGGACGGAAAAUGGAACAGGAUCCGGGAAUAGGGAACUUUAUGAACCAAUGCUAGAAAUCAAACAAAACUCUCCACCGGGUGAAGAGGACCUUCCUAAAACCCGUAGUGGCAGACCUAUACGAGUCCCAAGACGGUAUCUGGAUUAUCAGCCGUAAAAGAGAAGGGGGAGAUGUAAUAUAUGUUGAUGAUUUAGAUAAACAUUAAAUGUAAUAUAAUAUAUGUCAACAAUUUAAAACAAAGGAAAUGUAAUCGAGAGGUGCCGAGGUGGUGGGACGGAAAGCGAGCGAGAGAGCUCGAGGUAACCAGCUGGAUGUAGAAGUGUUUAGUUGUAUUAAUAAAGAGUUAUUUGUACCAUAUUAUCUGGUCAGUUGAGUUGUUUAUAAUACACCAAUAUAUCAAAUGAAGUUAUCAUGAAUUCCAUACAGCAGUCUAGCAGUAGAUCAGAAUAUAUUGUGUAGUCAAUUGUGGAUUUACCAAUAUUGGUUAAGCAGGUAUAUUCUGCUGGAAAAUCAGGUUUAAUGCAUUCGUUCAAUAUAAAUAGUUUGUAUUUGGUUAUUAAUUCUAUUAAUCUUUUCCCCAUAUUGUUAGCUUGCUUAUCCUUGGAUUUUUGAUAAUUAUGAAUUAAAUGAUUAAAACCCUUAUAUUUAGGUGCCCAUCAUUUCACCAAUUCUGGAGUUGAAGUCUCCUAGUAUGAUAAUGUACAGGGUUAUAUGGUACCAUGUAUCGAUCUUUUUGAAGAUUUCAUUAAUUGUAGUUAUAUCAC
Molecule: messenger RNA, 1811 nt
Organism: Centruroides sculpturatus (bark scorpion)
Lineage: Eukaryota; Metazoa; Arthropoda; Arachnida; Scorpiones; Buthidae
Exons: 1
Coding region: 286-969 (227 amino acids)
Biological process (GO): DNA integration
Molecular function (GO): nucleic acid binding
Source: RefSeq, a predicted model, not a curated record